ACCAUAUUCUAUGUCAGUGCGCGUUUAGUACAACGUUCGUUUGGCGCACAAACUGCGCUCCUGUCGCAUUCAUCCUGCGGUCAUUUUUUUUCUGAGGCACCCUCCGCCCAUUUCAACGCGGGAAGGAGGACGUGUCGCAUAGGAAGAAGUCGCGCGUUCCGCAGACUAGUGUUUCCCUACUGUGCAUUUUAAUUUAGUCGCAUUAUAUAGAUUUCCCCUCGUUGCGUUUGCGCAGUUGUACGAACGUGGGCGUGCAGGAGGAGCGGUGGAACCUGGCAGUAGACCAGCAGAUCGGUAGACCGGUAGACUGGUAGACUGGUCAAACUGUAGACGCGUCAUUUUUUCGUUUGCCCCUGGGCACAACUUUUCAGCCUAGUUUCUAAACCAUGUGCGUAGGGCAAAAUUGUCAUGUGCUGGGAAGUUUAGCCGACAUGCCCUCCCACGAGUUAUUUUUUGUUAUAUACCGAUUUGUUCGCUCGAAUUUUAAAUAAAUUUUUAACACCAUUUUGAAGCAACGGAAGAAGGGAGCUCAUGUGUAUGUGGUUGCCUACACCGCGGUUGUCCAAUUUGCGGAUGUACACUCCCUUUGUUCUGCCCUUUCCAAGUUGGCCAUUAUAGCCGCAGCUGUUGACCCAUACGCGCACAUAGCAAGAUAGCCGCAACGUGAGCGCUUUUUCCUUUACGUUUGUGCACAUGCGUCGUAUGUACAUUUUUCACCCUUAAGGAAUAUCCCCUUUUGGCUGCUUUCACCUCUGCGUAGAGUGAAGCACUCUCUUUUUUUUUUUUUGGUGCCCCAUUGGCUACCUCCCCCUGUUGCUCACUCAUUUGUUGUCAAAAAAGAUGGAAUACGGAAAUGGAGGGGACAAAAUUUUCGACUUGAACUCAAUCAGUCGAGAGAAGUUGGAGCUGGUGGAGGUUUUCUAUGAUAAAAUGAAGGACACAACAAACGCAAAUGCGUUGUACUUGUAUGCCCUGCAAAUCUUUAAGAUCUGUAACAUUCAUAAUGAAUUGCCUCGUUUGGUGGUAUUUGGCCAGCAGUCCAUGGGGAAGACGACGCUUUUAGAUUUUAUUAUGGGAGGACCCAUGGGAUAUACCAGCUCAGACACAGGAACCAAGCAGCCAAUUGUUAUCAUACUAAAGCCUAGUGACACGAAUAAAAUAGAAUGCUAUUUGAACAAGAAGAAAGUGAGCAUUGAUGAUCUGCAUGAAAAAAUGAAAGCCAUUAUGGUUAACCUGAGCGAGUCCAUUAUUCCUAAGGAGCUAGAGGUCGAAAUUUCCAUCCCGGGUGGUAUCUACGCUACCUUCGUGGAUUUGCCCGGAAUAAAGGACGAUUCCAAAUCUGGGUCAGAGCUGACGCGCAAAAUUGUCCGUAACUAUGUGCAGAACUUUCCGAACGAUAUUUACAUUUUGGUGAAGAAGGCGUCGGACGAUCCGGCCAACUGGCCCUACCAUUUGAGGGAGUUUUUCAUGAAGCCCAAGCCCAUGGGUCUCGGUCUGCAAAACAAACAGUGCAUCGUCGUAGGGACGAGGGCCCUGGAAUUCCUGAACAACGAACUGAGCACAAUCAAAACGCUGACGGAGCUGCACGACAGGGUGAAGAAAAGAGGAAUCACGGAUCAUAAUGAUAACAUCCUAUCGCUCUACCUGUUGGAACUGUUUUCCAUACCGAUCGAGCAGAAGGAAAAAAAUGACUUUCUAACGAACCGAAUUUCGAUGUACUCGAAGAUACUAAACGGAAGAAAAAACGUGCUAGACUUGCUGCUGAACAAAUUUGAAAACGAUUGUAACGACUCCAUUAAGAAGGAGUUGCUGGACUGUUUCGACGUGGAGAAAUUCAAACAAGAAGUGAAUAGCAAAUUUAUGAACAUCCUAAUACAGCAGUUACGCAAGGUAGAAGUGAAGCUAGAAAAAAAAAAAUCAAAAAUGGAGUUUUAUAAUAAAAAAUUAGAAGAGCUAUACAACAAGGGAAAUAUACUAAGCAUAAGAGAGCAAGUCAAAUUGUACAUACGAGAAUUGGUGAACAUCGUAUCUAAUUUGUUGACAGGUAAUUACCCCAUUUUAAAUUUGCCAAAUAAUGGGGAAGAUUUUUUAAAAAAAUAUGGUGGAACUUUAAUGGAAAAUUUAAAAGACGGAAAUGAACUAGCCGUGGAGUUAUUUGAAAAGCAGGGGUUGUAUGACGAAAACUUUCUUAACUACUUAAAUGAGUAUUUGUACAAAUAUGCAAAUGAAAAUGAGUUAAAUAAGUCCAUUUCGUCCGAGAGUAACUACGAUAUUAAUAAUAUCUUGAACAAUGACCUGCACAACAGUAACAGCAAUAAUAAUAACAGCAGUAAGAGGGCGGACACGUACGACACGCUAAACGAUAUGGAAAAAAAAAACUUUGACAAUGUACCUGCUCUCGUGGAAGGGCAACCUGUGAGGUUCAUUCUGGCCAAAGAGGAAAGCAGCAUGUUCGGCGUUGUUCAAAAUACACCCACAGAUGCGAAGAGUAAAAAUAUAUUAGUCAGUUUUUACUUCAGAAAUAGCAACACAGAAGAGCAAGUGCAAAUAAAAUCCGUUGAGAAGGACCGAUUGACAGUUAUCAAAGCAGUCGAAACGCUGAAUGGAGAUCCUUCCUUUCUGAAUGGACUACAAGUUUGGUACAAAAUGAUAAGGGAUGAUGGAUGGGUUGGAUUCGACAAGGCAGAAAUUAUUAAAGUGUUUAACAACAAUAGCAAAAUUAAAGAUGUGCUUAUUAGAAAUUUGUCCAAAAAUGAUGAAGUCAUAUCCAUAAAGAUAAAUGACCUCUACAUGGAUUACGUAAUUGAUGAAAAUAAAGAAAAUGAGGAAAAUGAAGAAAACGAAGAAUUGAAAGAAAAUGAUGAUGACAUACUUAAACGAAUCGCAGGGCCACACACCGAUUUGAAAAUCCUUAACCAGCUAGCCAUCACAUAUAUUUGCAAAUGGCUCAAAUAUAAUAUUGCAAAAAUUGAACCCGAAAAAGAUUUCUCAGAUGAAGUGCUGCUACAAAUGAUGAGAAGCAUUCACAACAUCGUCGAUCAGAGUGACUGGAAACCAUUAGUGGUUGAUCUGCUUCAAGCCAAUAUAAGUGGAAAUAUUUUACACCUCACCAAAUUAGCUAGCUGCUCAGCUGCCGUAGCUUUAAAUAGAGUAUUCAAAGCAGGCUUGGGGGAAAUUAACAGAAAAAUUAAAAAUAACUACAUGGAUGAAAAUAUAUAUCUGUUGAGUACAAAUCCUAAGUUCCUGGACGAAUUGAACCAGGCCUUGCAUAACUUCUGCAAAGAAAGAGCCAUUACCUGUGCCAGCGAAAUGAAAGACAUUGUUUUUGAGCAAACCUAUGCUGUACAUUUCGAAAUCAUCGAAGAAAUUUUCGAUGGCUGCAAACUGUUUGAAGAUAACUUCCUCACCCCUAGUGGUGUUAAACCGACUAUGUCCAUAAUUACCAAAAAUGUGAAACAAAAUUUGGCAUACAGAAACCAUCAGUUGUCCCUGACUGACAUUAAAAUUAACAAAAAGUCAAAGUCGAAGGAACUCAUACAGGAGGAGGUCAAGCUACAGUUCUGGGCCAUCAAAAUGCUCAUAUCCGUGCCCUUCGCAACUAAGAUUUAUGCCCAUUUUCUCAACAACAUCUUGCCCAAAAAUAAGCACCUCGCCAACGUCCUGGACUACUCCAUUGACUGCGAGAGCACGCUGGAGAAGUACAUCCAGAGCAAACUGCUCAACCGGGAGGUGAACGGUGUCCUGGUCCCAAUUGAUGACAAGGAGCUGAUGUCGCACUACAACAUCAUCGACAAUAGAGAUAACCUGUUGAGAAAGCUGGAAAACCAGAAGAGGCUCAACCAGUACUUUACCAUCGUUGCAAAUUCGAUCAAGCUGCUGAAAAAUAAUUUAUCGAAGGAGAGCACACUGGAUUUUGUAACGAAGUUGGAUUUUGGCCAAGAAAAUAAAAAAAAUUGGCAUCGAUUGGGUACGUAAAGGGAACAUAUU
Molecule: messenger RNA, 3987 nt
Organism: Plasmodium vivax (malaria parasite P. vivax)
Lineage: Eukaryota; Apicomplexa; Aconoidasida; Haemosporida; Plasmodiidae
Exons: 4
Coding region: 841-3975 (1044 amino acids)
Cellular component (GO): microtubule; membrane; cytoplasm
Molecular function (GO): microtubule binding; GTPase activity
Source: RefSeq, a predicted model, not a curated record